AUGGCAUACACCCAGACACUGAGUCCCCAGGCUGUUCACCAGCAAUAUCGCGAUGUCGGCCACAUAUCCCCUCCCAUCCAGCAGCGGCGGCAUGCUUCCAAGCAGCAUUUCGUUGCUGACCUCUCCCAGUGCCUCUUUGAUUUCGUCAUUCAGCUCCUACCCACGCCUGAGGAAAUGGCAGUCAAGGAGGACGUACGCAAACUACUCGAGAGGCUCAUCAGGACAAUAGAGCCUGACAGCCGCCUGCUUUCUUUCGGCAGCACUGCGAAUGGCUUCAGUCUCCGCAAUUCUGAUAUGGACUUGUGUUGCUUGAUCGACUCUCAGGAGAGGCUCGCUGCAACGGACCUUGUAACUAUGUUGGGGGACUUGUUAGAGCGCGAAACAAAAUUUCACGUCAAGCCUCUCCCUCACGCACGAAUACCAAUCGUGAAGUUAUCCCUCGAUCCGUCUCCAGGUCUACCUCUCGGAAUUGCCUGUGAUAUUGGCUUCGAAAAUAGAUUAGCGCUCGAGAAUACGCGACUACUCAUGUGCUAUGCCAUGGUCGAUCCAACUCGUGUACGGACCAUGGUUCUGUUCCUUAAAGUAUGGAGCAAGAGAAGGAAAAUUAACUCCCCUUACAAAGGGACCCUUUCAUCAUACGGCUACGUUCUCCUUGUAAUAUAUUUUCUGGUUCAUGUCAAGAAUCCUCCUGUUUUACCUAAUCUACAACAAAUGCCGCCAUUACGUCCAAUUACGAAAGAGGACACCCAUCUGAAUGGGUACAACACAUGGUUCUUUGAUGACAUCGAGUUGCUUCGACAACGAUGGCAUUCUGAGAACACUGAAACUGUGGCUGAGCUCUUGAUUGACUUUUUCCGAUAUUAUUCACGGGACUUUUCGUACAACACUGGUGUUGCUUCAAUACGAGCAGGCCUACUGAAAAAGGACUUCAAAGGGUGGCAAAACGAUCUUUCUGCAAGCCGAUAUAACGAUGCUCGAGAAAGAAACCGUCUCUGUAUCGAGGAUCCUUUCGAGACGGACUAUAACGUGUCGCGAUGUGUCACAAAGGAUGGUCUUUACACGAUACGCGGGGAAUUCAUGCGAGCAUCAAGAGUGCUUGCUGCUCGUCCGGAGAGAGCUAUCAUCGCUCUCGCUGAGCUUUGCGAGGAGCGAAAAGACGAAGAUCUUGUGUCUGCGCCUUCCUACUCAUCUUCAAGGCCACCCCCUAACCUUCCUCCUCAAACGCCGUACACCGUUGGAAAUCAAUCCCGACCUAAGGGUGCGACAGUCGCAGAAAGAUUUUCACCACCUGCACAGUUUUUUCAACCUGGACCAAGACUUGCUGUCCAACAAGUUUCGCAACGUCCUCCGCCUGAGCAUAUGGCUCCUAAGCGAGGAAAAUGGACGAGUCCUCCUCCACCUGAGGCGCCAUCAGUGGAUCACACGUUGUUCGAAAGUCAGUUGGGCAAGGGACUGGAAAUCGCCACGUCUUCCACAGAGGCCAGGGAGAAAAGAGAGAAUGCGGCGGCAUACAAUUCCUCGGAAAGCAACAGCGAGGUUUUCACUGACGAAGACCGUUCGGACGCUGCUGAGUCAGACGAUAUCACAUCGGUGAGGUCUUACACAGAAGGGUUUGCGGGAAAUGCGGCACCAAUGCGCAGACCCUCCUGGUACACGCACGAUACAAUGCGACCGCAAGGGAAUGGUGAAAAUUUGCCCGUGGGCUCAUCUUUAAGGUCGUUGGUUUCCAACCGACCCCGCCCAAGAUCUACUGACAAAGCUCAAGCAUCCCCUCCUGCUCCUCUUUUUCGCGGCCCACAAGAUUUUAUUCCAUCCUCAUCACAUUCUGAAUAUGCGAGGCGUUCAAUAUCGGGACUCCCUCGAACUUUGAGAAACCCGAAUUGGACAGUGCACACACCGUUAGCUGCUGCCACUCCUCUCCCGCCAUCACCUGAAUCUCCCAUGGAAUCUCACUUUAACGAUCCUUCGAAUGUAUAUUAUCAAACUGCUACUACCCGAUCGCCUCGUCCUACUGUUCUAUACCCGAGUCCUGGAUCACAUUCGUCUUUCCUGUCACAUUAUCAGUCCCAUCAUCCUCACCGUACUGGUCAGGUUCCUCACGACAUAUUUCCCUCUAACUUGCCGCCAGCUUUGUCAUCGACAAAUCCUCGCGUUUCAGUUGGUCUGACCUCUGCUGGCCAAUCAUCAACAGGCCCGGGUACGCCAACGCCCACCUCUUGUUCUCCAUCACAUUCGCAUUCUCAUUCAAUUGCCACCGUCACGGCUCCUACCCCUCCCCCACAUGCCGCCAAAUUUUCGCCGCAGCCCCUGCAGAAUAGUUCACCCCUGAUAUCGGUGACUCAUCCGGCUGGGUCUCGCUCCCGGUCCCCUUCACCACCCCUGGCGCCCGAUUCUGUACCUGGGAAAGGGCUCCCCACGCCCAAUGCGGUUUCGCCGCAACCGUCUGCUUCCAAUUCCAAUGGCAGCUCUCCGACGCCGUCGUCUGCGGGAUAUUCAACAUCCAUUUCAAGAUCUCCGUCACCCCACUCGCCGUCCCCGCCGCCAACCGCUGUUCCACUGAAACAAAAAGACGACAGUGAUUUGGGAUUCCCCACAACCUUCUCUGCACUCAACGACAAUGUUGCAUAUGUGGAACAUAUGCCCCGGUUAACAGCUCCUGGCUAUGAAGUCCGCAUUGAGAAAACAGAAGAUUCGGCAGAGAUUUAA
Messenger RNA from Laccaria bicolor S238N-H82, 2706 nucleotides. RefSeq lists its product as uncharacterized. Bases 1 to 2706 code for a protein of 901 amino acids. The transcript has 11 exons. The record is from RefSeq and is a predicted model, not a curated record. NCBI's taxonomy places the organism in Eukaryota, Fungi, Basidiomycota, Agaricomycetes, Agaricales, Hydnangiaceae. Gene Ontology annotation, biological process: RNA 3'-end processing. Gene Ontology annotation, molecular function: nucleotidyltransferase activity.